This is a messenger RNA of Falco peregrinus (peregrine falcon), 491 nucleotides long. RefSeq names its product ATP synthase membrane subunit j (gene ATP5MJ). Gene Ontology annotation, cellular component: mitochondrion. The record is from RefSeq and is a predicted model, not a curated record. The transcript has 4 exons. NCBI's taxonomy places the organism in Eukaryota, Metazoa, Chordata, Aves, Falconiformes, Falconidae. Bases 149 to 319 code for a protein of 56 amino acids.
GGGGCGCUGCGCGGCGGCGGCGGCGGCUCUCUCGGCCGGCUGUCGCCGCUCGUUGGCGCGUCCUUUCCCAGCAUCCCCCGCGGCGGUAACGGAGGCUGUCCGUGCUCGGUGACCUUCGGAGGCAUCCCCCGCGCUCCCGGCGUUAACGAUGGUGCAGGCAAUGCUUCCAAAGUCAUUGAGAGCCAUGAAAUUGUACUUCACCACUGUGUACCAAGAAAUAUGGGUUGGUGUAGCAUUAACUGCUUAUGUCUAUUACAAGAUUUCAUAUGGUGGCAAAAAAGCAGUGGCAGAUAAGUCCUCUGGUGCUGGCCAUCAUUAAAGACCUCUUCUCUUCUUGGAGUAUGAAUUUGGUGGUUCAUCAUCUUUACUUAAAUGAAGCAAGUUACAACCAUAGGGAAGUUGAUUCUAAAACUGUACCUGAUUCAUCUGCUGUAAUUAGACAAAGCAUAAAUCCACUGAGCAACAAGGAAUUAAAGAUGUUGGACAAAGUA